This is a messenger RNA of Dalotia coriaria, 1673 nucleotides long. Its product is annotated as zinc finger protein OZF-like. The coding region runs from base 1 to 1431 and encodes 476 amino acids. The transcript has 5 exons. Gene Ontology annotation, cellular component: PcG protein complex; nucleus; chromatin. Lineage: Eukaryota; Metazoa; Arthropoda; Insecta; Coleoptera; Staphylinidae. Gene Ontology annotation, molecular function: zinc ion binding; RNA polymerase II cis-regulatory region sequence-specific DNA binding; DNA-binding transcription factor activity, RNA polymerase II-specific. Gene Ontology annotation, biological process: regulation of transcription by RNA polymerase II. The record is from RefSeq and is a predicted model, not a curated record.
AUGACGGUUGACGUUGAUCUUUUGCCGCUCUUCGUGGGUGAACACAUUGAGCAAAUCACCUUUCCAUCAAUCAGUCAAUCUUAUCAAUCAUUAGCUGAGUGUAUUGUGGCUUGCGCCGACAUAGAGAUUGCAAAGGAAGAUGGACUGCCGAAUCAAAUCUGCUCACCAUGUGCAAAGAAAGCCAUUGAAUUACACAAUUUCAAGCUUAUGUGCAAGAAUUCCGACGAAAUAUUAAGAAAAACCUUUAAUGCUACUCUAGAAAAAGUGGAAGUUGUAAUUGUCAAGACAGAUUUACCCUUAGAUACAACUCUACAUAAAAAUAUUGACAGCGAAGGUCCAAAUGAAUUACUAAAUGAAAAUCCAACUCAACUCAAUGACAAAACACCGGAAAAUAUUGUAGUGGAUCAUAGAACCAGAAGAGACUUUUUUGAUUCAAUCAAUGAAGUUGAGAUUGUUACACUGCCAAAUGAUGAACUCAUCCAAAGCCUCCAAGAAACUGAUUUGCAUGAUAAAGUUGAAUGUGUAUUGAAUAUACAUGAACCUAAAUUGGACCAGACAUUACAAUGUCCAGUGUGUAAUGAAGUCUGUGAGUAUCAGUCAGAGUUUGAUACACAUCUCAGUAAACAUGUGAAGAAAAAGCAUCAAUGUGAAUUCUGCGGUAAGGCAUUCACAACAGCAUCGCAUUUCUCGCGCCAUCUAUUGACGCAUGAAACAGUUAAGCCAUACAACUGCAAGGAAUGUAAUAAAGGAUUUGCACGAAUGCAACAGUACACACAUCAUAUGAAUAUGCACACUGGAGUAAAACCACACAUAUGCAAACAGUGUGGAAAAGGAUUCAAUCAAAUUUCUAACCUUAAAGAUCACAUCCGUACGCAUAACGGUGAGAAACCAUUUUUGUGUUCGGUGUGUGGUAAAGGAUUCAAUCAAUUAGGAAAUCUUAGGCAACACACAAUCAGACACAGUGGUGUAAAAGCACAUUCGUGUAAUAUUUGCGGGAGUAAAUUCGCCAGUAAGGGUGAAUUAGGUGCGCACACUCGGAAACAUACCGGUGCCAAACCAUAUGUGUGUAAUAUAUGUUCUCACGGCUUUACGACAUCAUCAUCUCUAACGAAACACAAACGCAUUCAUUCGGGUGAAAAACCGUACGAAUGCGAAGUGUGCAAAAUGCGUUUUUCACGCUCGGGAAUUCUAUCGCGCCAUCGCCGAACGCACACCGGCGAAAAACCAUACAGUUGUCCGCAUUGCACGCGUGCGUUUUCACAGAGCAACGAUUUGGUGUCACACCUGCGGAUUCACACCGGCGAACGGCCAUACGUGUGCGAUGUUUGCGGUCAAGCCUUCCGACAAACCAGCGCGCUGAAGACGCACAAGAAGAUCCACCGCAAGGCGGACAUAAAAAACGAACUCGACGAAACCGCCUCUGUUUUAUAAUGCACACACAGGUAUUGAUUAGAUAAUGUUAUGUCUUAUGUCUUAAGCAAACGCCGACAGGCUAUUGAUAGCAUGGAAGUAUUUUAGGAACGUUGCGUGUUAUAUGACAUUUAUUUAUUUAUUUUUUAAGCCGUGCUAAACGAGAUUAUGUGCAUAUAUUCAUUUAUUUAUAGAUUCCGAUCGAUUUUUGUAAAUAAAUCUCUGUAUAAUUGCACACUGUGCUAAUUAUACCGUGCUGACAA